GAGAGGGUAAUGAAGAAAUCAGUAAUAUGAUUCAUAACUAUAUCAAGGAAAUUGAGGAUCUCAGAGCAAAACUAUUGGAAAGUGAAGCAGUGAAUGAAAACCUUCGGCGCAACUUGUCAAGAGCUUCAACAAGGUCAACAUACUUUGGUGGGCCCUCAGCGUUUUCUGCCUCAAUGCUUCCUUCUGAUAAGGAAACAAUUGAAAUCCUGGAUCUAGCUAAAAAAGACUUAGAAAAACUGAAGAAAAAGGAAAAGAAGAAGAAAAAAAGGCUGCAGAAACUUGAGGAAAGCAGUCAAGAAGAAAGAAGUGCUAUUAAAGAAGAAAACACAGAUAAUGAGCAGGAGAAAAAGGAUGAAAAAGGCAUUUCUGAAAGAGAGAUUAAUGAGCUAGAAGCAGAAGAUGGGCAUGAGCCCAGCGACCAUGAGGAUGAUGAGGAAGAAGAAGAUGAAGAUGAAGAUGAUAUGGAGGUGGUUGAAAGUUCAGAUGAAUCGGAUUCUGACUCUGAUGAAAAAGCAAAUUAUCAGGCAGAUUUAGCAAACAUUACAUGUGAAAUUGCCAUAAAACAGAAGCUGAUUGAUGAACUAGAGAAUAGCCAACGAAGACUACAGACUUUGAAAAGGCAGUAUGAAGAAAAGCUAAUGAUGCUACAGCAUAAGAUUCGAGACACGCAGCUUGAAAGAGAUCAGGUGCUUCAGAACCUGGGUUCAGUGGAGUCCUACUCGGAAGAAAAAGCAAAAAAGAUUAAAACUGAAUAUGAAAAGAAGCUCCAGUCCAUGAAUAAAGAACUGCAGCGACUUCAGGCAGCCCAGAAAGAACAUGCACGAUUACUUAAAAAUCAGUCUCAGUAUGAAAAGCAGCUGAAAAAAUUGCAACAGGAUGUGACAGAAAUGAAGAAAACAAAGGUUCGUUUGAUGAAACAAAUGAAAGAAGAACAAGAGAAAGCAAGGAUGAAUGAAUCUAGAAGAAACAAAGAGAUUGCACAGCUUAAAAAAGAACAGCGGAAACGAGAGCAUCAGCUAAAACUUCUAGAGGCUCAAAAGAGGAAUCAGGAAGUUAUUCUACGCCGCAGAACUGAAGAGGUUACAGCUCUUCGCAGACAAGCCAGACCUAUGUCUGAUAAAGCGUCUGGGAGGGUGAGUCGGAAGCUGAGUCUACCUGAGCACUCAAGUCAGGAAGCUGCAUCCUCAGUAGACAGUGAUGGAUCAAGAGCAGUCUCCCAACAGAAGAUAAGAAUACCCAUAGCAAGGGUCCAAGCAUUACCAGCAACAAAUGGAACCAAGAGUAAGUAUCAAAGAAAAACAAUGACUUCAAGAGUUUAUACUUCUAAGAGUGCAAGAAUGAAAUGGCAGUUACUUGAACGGAGAUUAACAGAGAUUAUUAUGCAGAAGAUGACUAUAUCUAAUAUGGAAACCGAUAUGAAUAGAUUAUUGAAGCAACGUGAAGAACUUACCAAAAGGAAAGAAAAGCUUUCCAGAAAAAAGGAGAGAAUAAUCAAAGAGAGUGGCCUAGUUGUAGAUAAAAACAUCCAUAAUAUCAGCGAAGAGAUGGAGUCACUAGUGGCCAAUAUAGAUUACAUCAAUGACAGUAUUUCUGACUGCCAAGCAAAUAUCAUGCAAAUGGAAGAAGCAAAGGAGGAAGGAGAAACUUUAGAUGUCACAGCUGUUAUUAACGCCUGUACUCUCACUGAAGCUCGCUAUUUACUUGAUCAUUUCCUUACCAUGGGCAUUAAUAAGGGUCUCCAGGCAGCUCAAAAAGAGGCACAGAUCAAAGUUCUUGAAGGACGCCUUAAGCAAACGGAAAUUACCAGCGCUACCCAGAACCAACUCUUAUUUCACAUGUUGAAAGAGAAAGCAGAAUUAAAUCCUGAACUAGAUGCUCUCCUGGGCCAUGCGUUACAAGACCUAGAUAGCAUACCAUUGGAAAAUGUGGAAGACAGUACUGAUGAAGAUGCUCCUUUGCAUAGUCCUGGGACAGAAGGAAGUUCUUUAUCUUCAGAUCUUAUGAAACUUUGCAGUGAAGUCAAGCCUAAAAAUAAGGCACGCCGUAGGACAACCACCCAGAUGGAAUUGCUUUAUGCUGAUAGCAGUGAUUUAACAUCAGAUGUCAGUGCAGGAGACUCAGUUGUGUCUAGUCCUCUUGCAUCUGUUGCAGAAACUCAAGAAAGUGGAAUUGAUUCUGACAUGAAAGAACCUUCUGCCAGGGACAGAGAGGCCAUUCUGUUGCUGUCACCCUUGCCUUCUAAGUCUGCCAGCGUAUCCAAACAGUCAUCAUCUCCGACCGAAAAAAAAAUGCCAGAAUCUUCACCUGUAUCAAAGAGAAAAAGCUAUGAGAAAUCUGGAGAUAAGCCUAAGUCAAAAGAACAAAAACACUCAGAUUCUGGAACCUCAGAGGCUAGUCUGUCACCUCCUCCUUCCCCACCAAGCCGGCCCCGUAAUGAACUGAAUGUUUUUAGCCGUCUUACUGUUUCUCAGGGAAUCCCAUCAGUUCAGAAGGAUAAGUCUGAUGAAAGUGAUUCUUCUCUGUCGGAGGUACACAGAGGCAUAAUCAACCCAGUUUCUUCAAAAUGUGUCCGACCUUCUCCAGUUCAGUGUACCUGUAUUGCUGAAGGUCAUACGAAGGCUGUGCUUUGUGUUGAUUCUACUGAUGAUCUUCUCUUCACUGGAUCAAAAGAUCGAACUUGUAAAGUAUGGAAUUUAGUUACUGGACAGGAAAUCAUGUCUCUGAGUGGUCAUCCCAACAAUGUUGUAUCUGUAAAAUACUGUAAUUAUACUAGUUUGGUGUUCACAGUCUCAACAUCUUAUAUUAAGGUGUGGGACAUCCGAGAAUCUGCUAAAUGUAUCCGAACACUAACAUCUUCAGGCCAGGCGAUGCCAGGGGAUGCCUGCUCUGCAAAUACCAAUAGAACAGUUACAAUUCCAGCUGGCGAGAACCAGAUAAAUCAGAUUGCUUUAAAUCCAACGGGCACUUUUCUAUAUGCAGCUGCAGGAAAUGUGGUCAGAAUGUGGGACCUGAAGAGAUUUCAGUCUACAGGAAAGCUAACUGGUCACUUGGGCCCAGUUAUGUGCCUCACUGUGGAUUGUAUUUCCAGUGGACAAGAUCUUAUAAUUACUGGCUCAAAGGACCAUUAUAUAAAGAUGUUUGAUAUAACUGAAGGAGCUCUUGGAACUGUAAGCCCUACACAUAAUUUUGAACCUCCUCAUUAUGAUGGCAUUGAAGCACUUACUAUUAUGGGUGACCAUCUUUUUAGUGGAUCCAGAGAUAAUGGAAUUAAAAAAUGGGACUUGGCUCAAAAGGACCUAAUUCAGCAAGUUCCUAACGCUCAUAAGGACUGGGUUUGUGCUCUUGGUGUCGUUCCCGAUUCCUCUGUGCUGCUGAGUGGCUGUCGAGGAGGGAUUCUGAAGCUCUGGAGGGGCGACACGUUUGCACCAAUCAGUGAACUAAGAGGACAUGAUAGUCCUAUUAAUGCCAUCUGCUCCAAUUCCAGCCAGAUUUUUACUGCAUCUGAUGAUCGAACUGUGAAAAUCUGGAAAAUUCCCAGCAGUCUAGAUGGACCGAUCUCUGAUCCAGGUGAUACAAGUGAAGAUAUUGCCAGUAACUGAAUAGAAGUUGCACCACUAGAUGUCUCAAGCUCUGGGGAUAAACUUUGCUCUCACUGAAGUUGCUCUGCAUUUUUAGGCAAAUGGUAGCACCUGAAAGAACUGUUAAUUGUUCUACUGUUAGGCAUUUGUAUUCUGCUAAAAACUGCUGCCCUUAAGAGCUGCCUUAUGUACUGCAUUCAAAAUGUGUUUGUUGGUUUUAUAUAUGUCUGUGUGUGGGUGUGUGUGAAUGCUUGUUCUCACAUAUAAUGGCUUAGUUUGUGUGCAUAAAUAAGACUUUGCAAAUUAAACUGGACAUCUGUGAUUUUGAAUGGUGGUCUGAGAACUCUAAUCUAGAAUAUGAAGCUGCCCUAUGUACCUCACAUUGACCCUUCUGUGGAAUGAAACUUCAGAAUUAUCCACAAUAUACUGGUAUAUUUUAAUCUCAUUUCCAAAACCUUUAAUAGAAGAGAACUGGAGGGGUCCUAAAAAGUUUACUUGAAUUUUGCUGCUGUAUGAAAUAUUAAGAUUGGAAUGUCAAUAAACUGGGAGAGACGACUGCCCUUGACUGUUGCUGUUUCCAGACUGAGGGCUCCUGACAUUACAAAUCAAAAGAUACCAUGUGACUAAUCAGUCUUUGCAGUCAUCAUGAGAAAAUAGGGGAAGAUUGGAAAUUCAGAAUCAGUGAAUCCAGUGUCUGGAUUUCAUCUUGGUAAAACUACAUCACUAAGGCAGGAUCAUUGCACAGUAAAACCCUGGAAGCACCCUAUAUUCUGCUAACAAGGAAUAGUCCCAUAACCAGAGCAGUGCAGCUAUGUCUACUCUGCGCUCAGGACUAAAAACUAAAAUGCUGUUGAAUAAACAUUUUAAUAGGGCUUUUGCCUACCACAGUAUUCAUAGAGAAAUACCUUAAUUUUUUUUUU
Messenger RNA from Python bivittatus (Burmese python), 4498 nucleotides. The record is from RefSeq and is a predicted model, not a curated record. Lineage: Eukaryota; Metazoa; Chordata; Lepidosauria; Squamata; Pythonidae.